Trichogramma pretiosum is the source of this 2649-nucleotide messenger RNA. It is a transcript of the gene Iru, whose product is annotated as E3 ubiquitin-protein ligase RNF115. The transcript has 8 exons. Gene Ontology annotation, biological process: ubiquitin-dependent protein catabolic process; positive regulation of DNA-templated transcription; protein ubiquitination. Gene Ontology annotation, cellular component: nucleoplasm; cytoplasm. NCBI's taxonomy places the organism in Eukaryota, Metazoa, Arthropoda, Insecta, Hymenoptera, Trichogrammatidae. Gene Ontology annotation, molecular function: ubiquitin protein ligase activity. The coding region runs from base 550 to 1392 and encodes 280 amino acids. The record is from RefSeq and is a predicted model, not a curated record.
GCGCGCGCGAGACUGCGAGACGAUUCGGCGCUAUUGCCCACCCAUCGCUGUGCCCGUUUCGUCAUCUAUGGUCUCGGGUUCGACUGGCUGCUAAUAUAGCCGUGUAUAACAAAUCGCGCAGUAGCAGCAACCACAGAGACGAGCAGAAGAAGCUCUUGCACCACGUAAAGUCGUAUCCAGCGGAACUUUUGGCAGUGUAGUACAAUCGGAACCAGCUGAAUCCAAUUCCGUGCUCGUGGCCUCAGCAACUCUCUCUCUGUGCAUUUAAUUUUGUACUGUUUAUGCGCACGAUAAAAGUGAAUGUGUCGUGUGUACAUAUCCGAUUAGUGCCUGCUGUGCGCGCGUGAUUGAUACGUUCUUGUAUUAGUGCAUGCAUUCAAGACUUUAGGCAGACAAAAAGUGAUUCGGCUGCAAACAGCAAAGACAAGCAAAACCUCGUGCCAUCGCUCGACUCUGCUUCCAGAGGAAUAACAAGUGGCAGAGUUUAGCUUUCACUCUGCAUUUAUUGCUGCACAAUUAGACAAAUAAUAAAGCUAAUACAGCGUAAAGAUGGCCGAAGCCGUGGUAGACGGUUCGUCGAUCAGUCGUUUCUUUUGUCACCGAUGCAAUACCGAAAUAGAGCAUCUGCUACCGGACUUUACAUGCCCAAGAUGUUCAUCUGGAUUUAUCGAGGAACUUGAUGGCGAUGGUCCGGACGAUGUUGCUGACAUGGACGUAGCUAACGACCUUGAAUUCUCCGCAGAAGCAAUGGGAUUACCAUCGUUUAUUAUAAGAACUGCUACACAAAAUUCUACUAGAGGAAAUUCAUCUAGUUCCCAACCCAAUUCCCAAAGUAACAGAAAUGUACCACCUGGAGUGUCACCUCACAUAGAUAGUUUAAUUCAUGAAUUGUUUUUCAAUCGUGUCUUUGGCUUUGCUCAAAAUAAUCAAGCUCCAGUACUGUUCUUGGGCAAUCCAGGAGAUUAUGUAUGGGGUCAAAAUGGCUUAGAUACAAUAGUUACACAAUUACUAAACCAAAUGGAUGGAACUGGACCACCGCCAUUACCCAAACAUUUGAUUGAAGAAAUACCUACUUCAAAAAUUACGCAAGAACAAGUUGAUAGCAAAUUACAAUGUUCAGUGUGUUGGGAUGAUUUUGUAGUAAAUGAAUCUGUUAGACAGCUUCCAUGCCAACAUCAUUUUCAUGAACCUUGCAUUGUUCCUUGGCUUGAGCUGCAUGGAACUUGCCCUAUUUGUAGACAAAGUUUAGGAGAGCAAUCAACCAGUGAAGCAAAUCAAGAUUCUGUUGGUCCCAAUUUAUUGGCUGCUUUGUUUCAAGCUGCUGGUGAAAUGAAUAGUAGUUCUAGUAAUGGUAGAACACCUCCACAAAAUGACACAUCAAAUGACAUUUGAAAUUAAUUGAUAUUUUCAUACUAACUUUAUGUAGUUUAACAAAAUUUUUCACUUGUUCAUAUGCAUUUUUCGAUUUUCUCUCAACUGAAAAGAACGAGUUUUAGCAAUUUAUGAAACUCAUUCUACUCACAGAAUUUGCCAUAAACAAAGUAUGGUACUUUCAAAAAUCAAAGAACAAUCUACAGUGAUCUUUAUAACUAUUUUCGAGUUGAAUAAGUUGCAAUGUAUAAGACCAAUUGAAGAAUUUAUCACCAGAUUUGUGGUUUUCAAUCUUAUAGAAAAUUAAAGCAGCUAUGUAUUCACCAAAAGGUUAACUUAUAUAGCCAGUAUUCAAUACUCUUAAUUGUAUUUUUAGAAAAUUUUGUAUACCAUUACAAACAAACCUGGUUGAUUGAUAUUGGAAAUUGUUACAAGAUUUAUUUUUGACAAAAUAAAAAACGUUCAAAUAAUUAAAACAACAUAAAAAAAUGCAGUGAAGUGUGAAAAAAGGUGCGAUUUGUGUACAUUCUAUAUGUUAUAAAAUAAUGUUAAUAAUUUUUGCGGAAACGUAAAAACUCCUGUACAUAUUUUUAUUUUACUUUAAUUUACCAUUUAAAUAAAUAUUAAAAAAAUAAUUUAAAUAUUAGAACAGUAAAGAAAUGCGUCAAGGUUUUCAAUAGGCAGAACUACUUGGAAAACCUCGUUAAGGUUUGAGAAUAAACCAUGAAUGCUUUGAUACUUGUUUGUUAAAGACUAUAAAUAUAAAUCAGAGUGAUUCGCCAUUUUUCAAUAAGAUGUAAAACAUGUCGAUGAAGUAGCGUUUUUCAAAAAACUUUGAAUCGUUACUAUUAAGAACGUAUAAACGAUAUCGUAAAAAAUUCAUCAAUGAAAGAAGUUAUAAGGAAGAGUGCAGUGAAAAUUUUCAUCGCCUUGUUUUUGAAUAAAUGCGAGAUUAUAAUUAUAAAAAGUAUAAAAUGUUAAUCGCGUCAGUGUAAGAACAUUGACUGGCAGCCAAAUAAUAAAACUCAUUUGAAAAAACUCAGUACAUGAAAAAUAAAAAAGUAAAUGUUCAAAAAAUAUAAAAGCGUUUAAUUUUUCGUAGUUGAAUUCUUUUAGUAUAAAAGUGAUUAAAUGUAAUAAUUUGAAGAGUGAUCAAGAGGAAUUAUUUUAUUAACGAUUUAUCCAUUUACACUGUUAUCAAAACUUGACAUCACAACCUGCUUUAUAAAUCUCUUAAUGUAUGAAUUAGUACAAUUGAAUAAAAAUAUUGACUUCAAA